Molecule: messenger RNA, 630 nt
Organism: Cooperia oncophora
Lineage: Eukaryota; Metazoa; Nematoda; Chromadorea; Rhabditida; Trichostrongylidae
Source: the annotation of a GenBank genome assembly
AUGCCGAUAAUGUUCACUAUUCCUGCAGACGGCGCCGCAUCAGCUCCGCUUGGAGUGAUUAUACCCACCCAAGCCGCUGUGGACACGAUUGCUCCACCGAUUCCGAACAACAAGAGCAGAUUCGGGAACAGUCACCUGGGCUGGAUGGUCCCCCAACACCCGCUCUUCCUGUCGCCGCACCAGCUGUUCCUGUUGCCGCACUACCUGCACCUGCAUUUACCAGCUCUGGAAGCUGGCCGAACCCUUCCCGUAGAUGCAGUACCAGCGCAUGUGGCGGCACCUUUACCUACACAAGGCCAAUCCAUACCACCACAACCUGUAGGAAGUCAGGGGAGUGUGGCUGCUCCGGCUCCUCUACAACCUCCUGGAAUUCAAGCUCAACAGCCUGAUCAGACCCUUCAAGUGCAAGAAGUCCCCGCAGAAACACCAGCUGCAGUGAAUCAGCCGCAGCCUACUAUACAGUCGCCCGAAGAGCAUGCAGCUGUUGGUUUGCAACCAGGUUCACGAGAAGACGCCCCACCACAUCUCUUCAUUAUCAAUGCAGAACCAAUUGGUCAGCAAGGUCCAAAUGCAGCGGCAGCCAACGCCCCAGCCGCUCCAGCUGCCCAACGUGAGCAGUGUAAGCUGUAA